AUGGUGUGUACAUUUGCUGAUAGCGUGGAUGUAUCAUAUUGCUUGAUCAGAAGAACAUUUUUUGGGUAUCCCCUAACUAAAGCAGGUUCUGGUCUGGUCCAGCAGACUAAAGAUGUUUGUUUGAGGUUCCGCAGACCACGAAGUUCUACAACAGCUGCUGACACAUCUGGAGAGGACAUCUUACUCAAAUGGGGCCUUUUCCUGGUCCCUCUGACUGCGUUCUGUCUUGGCACUUGGCAGGUUCAGCGACGAAAGUGGAAAUUAGAUUUGAUUGCACAACUGGCAUCGAGGAUUACAUCAGAGCCCAUCCCUCUGACAUUAGACCCCAUGGAAUUGAAGGAAUUGGAGUACAGACCUGUAAAGGUUCGAGGCCAUUUCGACCACUCCAAGGAGCUCUAUAUUUUGCCACGGUCACUUGUGGACCCUGAGCGAGAAGCAAGAGAAGCCGGGCGGCUGACAUCCCACCCGGAAAAUGGAGCGAACGUCGUUACUCCUUUCUACUGCACAGAACUAGGGGUCACAAUUUUAGUCAACCGAGGAUUUGUGCCCAAAAAGAAAUUGAAACCGGAGACCAGGCUGAAGGGACAGAUUGAAGAUGAAAUUGAUCUCACCGGGGUGGUGAGGUUAUCAGAAACCCGGAAACCUUUUGUGCCUGAAAAUAACAUUGAGAAAAACCGCUGGCAUUACCGUGACCUGGAGGCUAUGGCAAAGGUGACUGGCGCUGAGCCCAUCUUUAUCGAUGCAGAUUUCAGAAGCACAGUCCCAGGGGGGCCCAUCGGAGGCCAGACAAGGGUGAGCCUGAGAAACGAGCACAUGCAAUACAUCAUCACCUGGUAUGGCUUAUGUGCUGCAACUUCAUUCUUGUGGUACAGAAAAUUCAUCCAAAAAAUACCUCUUUGAGGGGAAGGGCUGAUCUCUUCUCUACUACAGUCAAGA
Molecule: messenger RNA, 936 nt
Organism: Charadrius vociferus (killdeer)
Lineage: Eukaryota; Metazoa; Chordata; Aves; Charadriiformes; Charadriidae
Gene: SURF1
Product: surfeit 1
Exons: 9
Coding region: 1-900 (299 amino acids)
Biological process (GO): mitochondrial respiratory chain complex IV assembly
Cellular component (GO): mitochondrion; membrane
Source: RefSeq, a predicted model, not a curated record